GAAACCAACCUCGCUAGGCUAGCUAACCACAAGAAAGAUCGCGCGCUGCGAGAGGCGCCGGCCAUGAGUUCCUGCGUCGCCCCCCGCGUUCUCAUCGUGUCGCGUCGCACUGUCCGCAAGAACAAGUUCGUCGACUUCGUCGGUGAGUACCACCUGGACCUCAUCGUGGGCUACGGCGCGGUGCCGGUGAUCGUGCCGCGCGUGGCGGGCGUGGACGCGCUGCUGGACUCAUUCGAGCCCAUCCACGGCGUGCUCCUCUGCGAGGGCGAGGACGUCGACCCGUCCCUUUACGAGUCCGCUGACGACGCCGACGGCUCGCUCUCUCCGGAGCAGCUGGAGGCCAUGCGGCGCCUGCACCCGAGCGACGUGGCCAUCGACCGCGAGAAGGACUCCAUCGAGCUCCGCCUCGCGCGCCGCUGCCUCGAGCGUAACAUCCCCUACCUCGGCAUCUGCCGCGGCUCGCAGGUUCUCAACGUCGCCUGCGGCGGGUCGCUGUACCAGGACCUGGAGCACGAACUGGUUCGGCCCGCCGCGCAGGUCCAGCACAUCAACUACGGCGACUACGACGGGCACCGCCACCCGUUGAUGGUGAACAGCUACCACCACCAGGGCGUGCGGCGGCUGGCGCAGCGGUUCGUGCCCAUGGCGAUCGCACCGGACGGGCUCGUCGAGGGGUUCUACGACCCGGACACGUACAACCCCGGCGAGGGCAGGUUCAUCGUGGGCCUCCAGUUCCACCCGGAGCGCAUGCGCAAGCCCGGCUCCGACGAGUUCGACUACCCCGGCUGCGCCAGGGCGUACCAGGAGUUCGUCCGCGCCGUGGUCGCGUACCAGGAGAAGACGGCGGCUCCGCCGCACCUGCCCCUCAGCGCACCCCUCCCCGCGUCACCGAAGCUGAGCAAGGAGAUGAUGAGGCGGCGCAAGGUCAUCCCCCGGAGCUUCUCGCUCGCCAUGGACAUGUACCUAUCCGACAGCCACACCAAGCCGGCGGAGAAGCGCGACCACGAAGCCGGCGCCGAGUUCCUCGAGUCGAACACGGCGUCGGUGAGCGCGUGGCAGGAGAAGCGGCUGAAGCAGAUGGGCGCCACGGCGCGGAACGCGUCGGGGUACCUCAACGGCGUCAAGGUGAACGGCGUACGCGAGGCGGCGGCGCGGGCACUCAUGGCGGAGAUGAGCGUGAACCAGCUAUCCGACCUCGCCACCUUCUACCAGACCAUGGGCAAGAUCUGCUCUGAGGUGCUUGACACCAAGCUGCAGGGUUAGCACCCGAAAAUGAAUCUGCAGAAUGAAGACUGAGCGUGAAGUAUAGCAAAUACAUGAUGUUAUUGGACGAUAAAUCAAUGUUGUU
Messenger RNA from Zea mays, 1348 nucleotides. Its product is annotated as Class I glutamine amidotransferase-like superfamily protein. The transcript is spliced from 2 exons. NCBI's taxonomy places the organism in Eukaryota, Viridiplantae, Streptophyta, Magnoliopsida, Poales, Poaceae. The record is from RefSeq and is marked provisional. Gene Ontology annotation, cellular component: cytosol. Gene Ontology annotation, molecular function: hydrolase activity, acting on carbon-nitrogen (but not peptide) bonds, in linear amides. The coding region runs from base 64 to 1263 and encodes 399 amino acids.